Messenger RNA from Myotis myotis, 541 nucleotides. RefSeq names its product SS18 like 2 (gene SS18L2). Lineage: Eukaryota; Metazoa; Chordata; Mammalia; Chiroptera; Vespertilionidae. Gene Ontology annotation, biological process: positive regulation of transcription by RNA polymerase II. Gene Ontology annotation, cellular component: nucleus. The transcript is spliced from 3 exons. Gene Ontology annotation, molecular function: transcription coactivator activity. The coding region runs from base 124 to 357 and encodes 77 amino acids. The record is from RefSeq and is a predicted model, not a curated record.
GAGACCUAACCCCGAUCUUCCCAGGGUCCCUGCCGCGGAGUGUGUGGAGCCGCUGGUUGGCUCUGCUCUGGCGGCGCGGGGGUUUCCGGGGCCUGGGACCCGGUUCCGACCUGGCUUCCCGGGAUGUCGGUGGCCUUCGUACCGGACUGGCUGCGAGGCAAGGCGCAAGUCAAUCAGGAGACCAUCCAGCGGCUCCUGGAGGAGAAUGACCAGCUGAUCCGCUGUAUCGUGGAGUAUCAGAACAAAGGCCGGGCGAACGAGUGCGUCCAGUACCAGCAUGUGCUACACAGAAAUCUCAUUUAUUUGGCUACCAUUGCAGAUGCCAACCCAACCAGUCCUUCAAAAGUGAUGGAAUGAUCUUCCAGGUGGCUGUCGUGAGGAGUAAUGCAUUUCCUAUGAAACAGGCAGGAUCUUUACCAACUCCACUGCUGAAAACAUGAAGGAAAUCUCUGUGUCUCUUUUAAGUGUGAAAAUGUGAAGAACUAAAAUAACUGUAUUUCCAUGUAAAUAUUUAUUUUAAUAAUUAAGCAGAGUCCCGCAA